This is a messenger RNA of Solanum pennellii, 1207 nucleotides long. RefSeq names its product N-carbamoylputrescine amidase. The transcript is spliced from 9 exons. The record is from RefSeq and is a predicted model, not a curated record. NCBI's taxonomy places the organism in Eukaryota, Viridiplantae, Streptophyta, Magnoliopsida, Solanales, Solanaceae. The coding region runs from base 72 to 974 and encodes 300 amino acids. Gene Ontology annotation, molecular function: N-carbamoylputrescine amidase activity.
CUUUAUAAAUAGUACACAGUGUCUCUCUGCAAAACUUGCAGCUCAUAGUGUAAGCUUCAAAGAGCCCAAAAAUGGCGGAGAAGAAUCGAUUAGUCACCGUUGCUGCUUUGCAGUUCGCCUGUACCGACGAUGUCUCCACCAACGUCGCUACCGCCGAGAGAUUGGUUAGAGCUGCUCAUCAGAAGGGUGCAAAUAUCAUCCUCAUACAGGAGUUGUUCGAGGGCUAUUACUUUUGUCAAGCACAAAAGGAGGAGUUCUUUCAUCGAGCAAAACCAUAUCCGGGCCAUCCAACCAUUGUCAGGAUGCAGAAUCUUGCAAAGGAGCUUGGAGUAGUUAUUCCAGUUAGUUUCUUUGAAGAGGCAAAUAAUGCGCAUUACAAUUCUGUGGCUAUAAUUGAUGCUGAUGGCACAGAUCUUGGACUUUACAGGAAGUCCCAUAUUCCUGAUGGACCUGGUUAUCAGGAAAAGUAUUACUUCAAUCCCGGUGACACUGGUUUUAAGGUAUUCCAGACUAAAUAUGCAAAAAUUGGAGUUGCAAUUUGCUGGGAUCAGUGGUUUCCUGAGGCUGCUCGAGCUAUGGCACUUCAAGGUGCAGAAGUAUUGUUCUAUCCUACUGCAAUUGGUUCUGAACCUCAAGAUGAUGGACUUGAUUCUCGGGAUCACUGGAGGAGGGUGAUGCAAGGACACGCUGGUGCUAAUGUGGUACCUUUAGUGGCGUCAAACCGCAUUGGAAAGGAGAUAAUUGAGACAGAGCAUGGGAAUAGUGAGAUAACAUUCUACGGCUACUCUUUCAUAGCAGGCCCCACUGGGGAGUUGGUUGCAGCUGCCGGUGAUAAAGAAGAAGCUGUUCUUGUAGCUCAGUUUGAUCUGGACAAAAUCAAGUCCAAAAGGCAUGGUUGGGGGGUGUAUCGUGAUCGACGUCCUGAUUUAUAUAAGGUUCUUUUGACGCUAGAUGGCAGCAACCCAGUCAAGUGAUUCAAGAUGAUCUAAGUACUGCAGAUUCUCCUGCCUUUUUUUUUUUUUGAAAUCAUAAGAAUAAAAAGAUGAGGACUCAAAUGAGAAAUUUGUAUUUGAGUUCUGUUGUAAUGUAACUCGUUAAUUUCUGUAAUCUGCCGCAUUCUACUUUUUAUGUAAGGCAAAAUUUGUUGAGUUUGAAUCCUGCAACGUUUCAUCAGUGCAUCAAUGUGCAAGUUGAUGGUUUUUUGUCA